Molecule: messenger RNA, 918 nt
Organism: Cavia porcellus (domestic guinea pig)
Lineage: Eukaryota; Metazoa; Chordata; Mammalia; Rodentia; Caviidae
Product: olfactory receptor 4N2
Biological process (GO): G protein-coupled receptor signaling pathway
Cellular component (GO): plasma membrane
Molecular function (GO): olfactory receptor activity
Source: RefSeq, a predicted model, not a curated record
AUGCAGAUAGAAAACAGCACGGUGGUGACAGAAUUCAUCCUUCUUGGUCUGACUCAGUCUCGAGAGAUUUAGCUCUUGGUCUUUGUAUUGAUUUCAGUUUUCUACCUCAUCAUUCUCCCUGGAAAUUUCUUCAUCAUCCUCACCAUAAGGUCAGAUCUUGGGCUCUCAGCACCCCUCUAUUUCUUCCUGGGCAACUUGGCCUUUCUGGAUGCAUCCUACACCUUCAUUGUGACUCCCAAGAUGCUGGUACACUUCCUCCAGAAGAAGGUCAUAUCCUAUAGAGGCUGCAUCACCCAGUUGUUAUUCUUGCACCUCCUUGGAGGAGGGAGCCUUCUUGUCAUGAUGGCCUUUGACUGCUACAUGGCCAUCUGCCAGCCUUUACACAGUGCAACUGUCAUAGCCCUAAAGCUGCUAUGUAAGACUACUGGACUGGCUCUGUGGCUUGGAGGCUUUGUUCACUCCAUUAUUCAGGUGGCCCUCAUACUGAAUUUGCCUUUUUGUGGUCCAAACCAGUUGGACAACUUCUUCUGUGAUGUGCCACAAGUCAUUGAGCUAGUCUGCACAGAUAACUUUGUGGUAAAGCUUUUGAUGGUCUUCAACACUGGCCUAAUGGCCCCCAUGUGUUUUCUGGGGCUUCUGGCCUCCUAUACUGUCAUUCUAUGCCAUAUACAUGGCUCUUCAUCUGAGGGAAAGAAUAAGGCCUUGUCCACAUGCACCACGCAUAUCAUAGUUAUGUUCCUCAUGUUUGGGCCUGGCAUAUUCAUCUAUACUUGCCCAUUCAAGGCUUUCCCUGCUGACAAGGUGGUGUCUUUCUUCCACAUAGUCAUCUUUCCUUUGUUGAAUCUUGUAAUUUAUACACUUCACAACCAAGAAGUAAAAGCUUCUAUGAAGAAGUUGUUUAAUCUUCACAUAGUGUGA